Messenger RNA from Quercus robur (English oak), 4309 nucleotides. RefSeq names its product coatomer subunit alpha-1. Gene Ontology annotation, cellular component: COPI vesicle coat. The coding region runs from base 314 to 3970 and encodes 1218 amino acids. NCBI's taxonomy places the organism in Eukaryota, Viridiplantae, Streptophyta, Magnoliopsida, Fagales, Fagaceae. Gene Ontology annotation, molecular function: structural molecule activity; protein binding. The transcript is spliced from 5 exons. The record is from RefSeq and is a predicted model, not a curated record. Gene Ontology annotation, biological process: retrograde vesicle-mediated transport, Golgi to endoplasmic reticulum; endoplasmic reticulum to Golgi vesicle-mediated transport; intra-Golgi vesicle-mediated transport.
AAAAAAACCACUCAACGAGGCUCAGAUUUAAGAGAGAACUGAAAAAACCCCUCUCUCUCUCUUUUACUUCCCGAUCUACCUCUCUCUCUCUCUCUCUCUAAAACUUUCUCUGUGAAAAAUUUCUCUCUUUCUCUCUCUCUCUAUAUAUGAACCUAUACAUAUAUGUGUAUAAGCGAAUCCGGUAGUGUCGGUGAUUGUGGAUGCGAUAGUAGCUCCGUUUGAUCAUUUUCUAUACUGAUCAGAUCUGUGGGUUUUUUUUGAUGCGAUUUGGUUGUGGACAGUGAUUGAAAUUGAGUCACGGUGAUUGGAGAAGAUGUUGACCAAGUUCGAGACGAAGAGUAAUAGAGUGAAGGGACUGAGUUUCCACAGUAAGAGGCCGUGGAUCCUUGCCAGUCUUCACAGUGGUGUGAUCCAGCUAUGGGACUACCGGAUGGGGACUCUGAUUGAUAGGUUUGACGAGCAUGAUGGACCGGUUCGUGGUGUUCAUUUCCACAAAUCUCAGCCACUAUUCGUAUCUGGAGGGGAUGAUUACAAGAUUAAAGUUUGGAACUACAAGUUGCACAGAUGCCUUUUCACUCUUCUUGGACACCUGGAUUAUAUCCGUACGGUGCAGUUUCACCAUGAGUACCCAUGGAUUGUGAGUGCUAGUGAUGAUCAGACCAUUCGCAUAUGGAAUUGGCAGUCACGCACUUGUAUAUCUGUGUUGACGGGACACAAUCACUAUGUUAUGUGUGCAUCAUUCCACCCCAAAGAAGACCUAGUGGUGUCAGCCUCCCUAGAUCAGACUGUUCGUGUUUGGGAUAUUGGUGCUCUCAGAAAGAAGACAGUUUCCCCUGCAGAUGACAUCUUGCGGCUGAGUCAGAUGAACAGUGAUCUUUUUGGUGGUGUUGAUGCUGUUGUUAAGUAUGUCUUGGAAGGUCAUGACCGUGGGGUGAACUGGGCUGCAUUUCAUCCCAGUCUGCCUCUGAUUGUCUCAGGAGCUGAUGAUCGCCAAGUCAAAUUAUGGCGAAUGAAUGAUACAAAGGCUUGGGAAGUGGACACAUUGAGAGGGCACAUGAAUAAUGUUUCAUGUGUCAUGUUCCAUGCCAAACAGGACAUAAUUGUAUCCAACUCAGAGGAUAGAAGUAUACGUGUGUGGGAUGUAACAAAGAGAACUGGAGUUCAAACUUUCCGUCGUGAGCAUGAUCGAUUCUGGAUUCUUGCAUCUCACCCUGAGAUGAAUCUAUUGGCAGCUGGUCAUGACAGCGGUAUGAUUGUCUUCAAGUUGGAGAGAGAACGGCCUGCCUUUGCAGUAAGUGGUGAUUCUCUAUUCUAUACCAAAGAUCGCUUUUUGCGAUUCUAUGAGUUUUCAGCUCAAAAGGAUACACAAGUAAUGCCAAUUCGACGGCCUGGUUCCACUAGCUUGAAUCAGAGUCCAAGGACUCUUUCCUAUAGUCCCACUGAAAAUGCUGUUCUAAUCUGCUCGGAUGUUGAUGGGGGAUCUUAUGAGUUGUAUUUCAUACCCAAAGAUAGCAUUGGUAGGGGUGAUAGUCUGCAAGAAGCAAAGAGAGGUCCUGGGGGAUCAGCUGUCUUUGUGGCCCGGAAUAGGUUCGCUGUGCUUGAGAAGAGCAACAAUCAAGUCUUGGUGAAGAAUCUGAAAAAUGAGAUUGUUAAAAAGAGUGCCCUUCCUAUAGCUGCAGAUGCAAUCUUUUAUGCUGGAACAGGUAACUUGCUUUGUAGGGCCGAGGAUAGGGUGGUUAUUUUUGAUCUCCAGCAGAGGCUUGUUCUUGGUGAACUUCAAACCCCUUUUGUCAAAUAUGUUGUUUGGUCUCAUGACAUGGAGAAUGUUGCUUUACUCAGCAAGCAUGCCAUUAUCAUUGCUAGCAAGAAGCUUGUUCACCAGUGCACUCUUCAUGAGACAAUCCGUGUAAAGAGUGGUGCCUGGGAUGAUAAUGGUGUUUUUAUUUAUACGACUCUAAAUCACAUUAAGUACUGCCUCCCAAAUGGAGAUAGUGGGAUAAUCAGAACUCUUGAUGUCCCAAUAUACAUUACAAAGGUAUCUGGCAAUACUAUCUUUUGCUUGGAUCGUGAUGGAAAAAACAGGUCUAUAGUUAUUGAUGCGACAGAAUAUAUUUUCAAGCUGUCCCUUUUGAAGAAGAGAUAUGACCAUGUUAUGAGCAUGAUAAGGAACUCACAGCUUUGUGGGGAGGCUGUGAUUGCUUAUCUUCAACAGAAGGGCUUCCCAGAUGUUGCUCUCCAUUUUGUGAAAGAUGAGAGAACUAGAUUCAAUUUGGCUAUAGAAAGUGGGAAUAUCCAAAUUGCAGUUGCAUCAGCUACAGCAAUCGAUGAGAAAGACUACUGGUAUAGACUGGGGGUGGAGGCUCUUCGCCAGGGUAAUGCAGGUAUUGUGGAAUAUGCCUACCAGAGGACCAAAAAUUUUGAGAGGCUGUCUUUUCUUUAUCUAAUAACUGGUAAUAUUGAAAAGCUGUCCAAGAUGAUGAAAAUUGCUGAAGUCAAGAAUGAUGUCAUGGGUCAGUUUCAUAAUGCUCUAUAUCUGGGUGAUGUCAGAGAACGUGUUAAGAUCUUGGAAAAUGUUGGCCACUUGCCACUUGCUUACAUUACAGCUUCAACCCAUGGGCUACAGGACGUUGCUGAACGUCUAGCAGCUGAGUUGGGAGAUAAUGUUCCCUCUUUGCCAGAGGGGAAAACAGCCUCCCUUCUGAUGCCCCGAGCUCCGGUUAUGUGUAGUGGUGAUUGGCCCCUUCUGAGAGUUAUGAAAGGAAUAUUUGAAGGAGGGCUGGAUAAUAUUGGCAGGGGAGCUGCAGAUGAAGAGGAUGAGGCUGCUGAUGGUGAUUGGGGUGAGGAGCUGGACAUGGUUGAUGUUGAUGGCUUGCAGAAUGGGGAUGUUACAACAAUUCUGGAAGAUGGCGAAGAGGCUGCAGAGAAUGAGGAAGAAGCGGGAUGGGAACUUGAAGAUUUGGAGCUCCCCCCUGAAGCAGACACUCCAAGGGCAUCUGUCAAUGCUCGCUCUUCAGUUUUUGUGGCCCCAACUCCUGGCAUGCCUGUAAGCCAAAUUUGGGUCCAGAGGUCAUCACUUGCUGCUGAACAUGCAGCUGCUGGAAAUUUUGAUACUGCAAUGCGAUUACUGAGCAGGCAACUUGGAAUUAAAAACUUUGCUCCAUUGAGACCCAUGUUUCUUGAUCUUCACACUGGCAGUCAUAGCUAUUUACGUGCAUUUUCAUCUGCUCCAGUGAUAUCAUUGGCGGUUGAACGAGGAUGGAAUGAGUCUGCUAGCCCAAAUGUUAGGGGUCCACCAGCACUAGUGUUCAAUUUUUCUCAGUUGGAGGAGAAGCUUAAGGCAGGUUACAAGGCCACAACGACUGGAAAAUUCACAGAGGCGCUUCGACUUUUUAUUAGCAUUCUCCAUACCAUUCCUCUUAUAGUUGUUGAGUCAAGGAGGGAAGUUGAUGAAGUCAAGGAGUUGAUCAUUAUAGUGAAAGAGUAUGUUUUGGGUUUGCAAAUUGAGCUUAAGAGGAGGGAAGUCAAGGAUGAUCCAGUACGUCAACAAGAGCUUGCAGCCUAUUUCACUCACUGCAACCUUCAAAUGCCUCACUUAAGGCUUGCUUUGCAAAAUGCAAUGACCGUUUGCUUCAAGGCAAAGAACCUUGCCACUGCAGCUAACUUUGCCAGGCGGCUUCUAGAGACCAACCCCACCCUAGAGAGCCAAGCAAGGACAGCCAGGCAAGUGCUGCAGGCUGCGGAGAGGAAUAUGACAGAUUCUGCCCAGUUGAACUAUGAUUUCAGAAACCCAUUUGUGACUUGUGGCGCAACAUAUGUGCCAAUUUACCGAGGACAGAAGGAUGUCUCUUGCCCAUACUGUAGUUCCCGGUUUGUGCCAAGUCAGGAAGGGCAGCUCUGUACUGUUUGUGAUCUUGCAGUGGUUGGUGCAGAUGCUUCGGGGUUGCUCUGUUCUCCUUCCCAGAUACGAUGAUCAAGCAGCUAGACCAGGAGCAUUUUUUUGAUCUUUUUUCCGCAUCCUUUUGGCAGCAGAAGCAACCAUGUUGUUUGAUUCACAUCUGUAGGUAAAGUUCAUGUCUAAAGCUGAAUUAGUUUUCCACCAAGGCAUGGGAUCAUGCUUCUGCUGCCUAAAAGUAAAAGUAAAGUUUGGAGAAUGAAAUAAAUUCAUCCUUAUGUUAUCUUUGAGAGUUAUAUCCUAGGUCUUCUAUUUCUGGUUUUGUUUUCUUUAAUUUUAGAGAUAGUGGAACGAUUGUAAUAUUAUUUGUAAGCAACAGAUGAUUUUUAUAAGAAGAAUGGCAUGUCUUUUCUCUCA